AUGUUAAACGGGAAAACAACUGCUGCUGAAAAGGACGGAACUGUAAAAGUUGUUGUUCAGAUGAUCGUGUUUACCUUUAUUAUAAUUGCUACAUUUGUAGGCAACGGUUUAAUCUGUAUUUCUGUGGUGAAAUUCCGCCAUCUGAGAACAAACACGAAUUUCAUCUUGCUUAGCUUAGCGCUGACUGAUUUGACAAUGGUAUCAAUAAUGAUUCUUAACGCUACAACCACCGCCAUCGGAAAGUGGAUUUUUGGCGAGUUUUGCUGUCGUGCGAUCGCCUCUGUUGGUCUCACGUUGUCGUUUAUUUCAAUUCUUCAUAUGUGUUUGUUGAGCGUUGAUCGCUAUAUCGCCAUCCAGAAACCACUUCGUUAUCAAUUUAUAGUUACAAGAAGAAGAGUGAUAACAAUUUUGUUGCUAAUUUGGGUGUCAGUGAGUGUCACUCUGAACAUACCACUAGCUGACUUCGAGUUCCGCGCAGACACUUAUGGGUGCACAAGUGACUCCAACCGUGACUCCAGUGAAGAUUCCGUGUACAUUUUCUUCCUUGUGGGACUAUUUAUCAUUUUUCCAUUUGGAAUAAUUUUCUUCUCCAACGUUGUUGUCUUUAAAACCGCCUUCACACAAGCAAGGCAGCUGAGCAGAGUUGAACGAAGCCUGCGCGAAUCAUCCGCAAACAUGUGUGAAGAAAGCGAGCCACAACACUCAACGAGAACUGUCGAAACACACUCUUUGAAGCGGGAAAUAAAAUCAGCCGGGACUUUCGCCUUGGUUGUUGGAAUAUUUCUGCUCUGUUAUACGCCAUUUUACACGGCUGGAACAUACAGAAAAAUUGCUGGACCUCUGAAGGUUCCUCGUAAUGUGCUAGUAACGACAAUGUGGGUUGGGUUUGCCAAUUCGUUUUGCAACCCAAUUGUCUAUGGAUUGAGGUAUUCACCAUUUCGGAAGGCCUUCAAAAAAUUAUGCCCCUUAAAAUCAAAAGGGAAUAGGAAAAGAAAUUACAGUUAUAAUUCUUCAAGUGAUCGGCGCGAUCGAUUUGGAACGGUUUUGUCAACUAGUUCUGCUCUGUAA
This is a messenger RNA of Pocillopora meandrina, 1068 nucleotides long. The record is from the annotation of a GenBank genome assembly. Lineage: Eukaryota; Metazoa; Cnidaria; Anthozoa; Scleractinia; Pocilloporidae.